Molecule: messenger RNA, 963 nt
Organism: Ambispora leptoticha
Lineage: Eukaryota; Fungi; Glomeromycota; Glomeromycetes; Archaeosporales; Ambisporaceae
Source: the annotation of a GenBank genome assembly
AUGAGCAGAUACGCUUCUCAUGCUGGCUCUUGGUAUACUGAGAAUGCUUCGGUUUUGAAUGAGCAGCUUUCUGAAUGGCUAGAAGAAGUUCCUCCAACGACUGAAAAGGGCGUUCCAAUCCCAGUAAAGGGUGCUCGUGCCAUAAUUGCUCCUCAUGCAGGGUAUUCUUACAGCGGACCUUCAGCAGCUUACGCUUAUAAGUGCAUUGAUAUAGAAGCAAUCAAACGUGUGUUUAUCCUGGGCCCUUCGCAUCACAUUUACCUGCCAAAUUGUGCUCUUUCUCGGUGUACAGAAUACGAGACGCCAUUUGGAAACCUUAUUCUAGACACUGAAGUCAUCGGAGAACUGCGAGAUACCGGCCAUUUUGCAGACCUGGCAAAGAAAGAGGAUGAAGCAGAGCAUAGUAUCGAAAUGCAUCUACCUUAUCUCUAUAAAACUUUCGAGAGCAAGAUCAACUCCAUAAAGAUUGUACCAAUAUUAGUGGGUGCAUUGUCUACGUCGCAAGAACAAUUCUAUGGACGAUUGUUGAGUCGAUACUUGGCUGAUCCAAAUAAUUUUUUCAUUAUUUCCUCUGAUUUCUGUCACUGGGGACUACGAUUCCAAUAUACCUAUUACUCCGAUGAUUCAGACCUGACGGUUCAACUAACACGCAAAUCUAAAACCGAACUUACGAUUCCAAUAUAUCAAUCCAUCGAGAAUCUCGACCGUCAAGGGAUGUCAAUUAUCGAACAUAUCGAUCACCAAGAAUUUGUUUCGUAUCUAUCAAAAACACGAAAUACAAUUUGUGGUCGACAUCCAAUUGCCGUAUUAGUUUGUGCUCUUCAAGAAUUGCAAACUAAUACAUCAACACCAGCGAUGAAAACUCCCGAAAUCCGCUUUAUUCAUUAUAAACAGUCCAAGCAGGUGACCGACGUACUUGAUAGUAGUGUGAGCUAUGCUUCGGCUUACGUUUAUUUGCCUUAG